GAAUGAAUUUAAAAUUUUAUUUCACACACACAUGAAUUCUUUUUCUUUGUAAAUGAAGCAAAUGCAUUCAAUACUGAUGAGUAAUUUAUUUUAUUUUUUUUAUUAUUAUUUUUUUUAUCUACAAACUCAAUAACAAAAUGUUAACGUCGUCUAUAACGCUGUUCCGACUUUCACUGCCGAUUCUAACCCUAACCCUAACGUUCUUUCGAUGGCGUCGUGUGACGACGAAUUCGUACUUAUCGGUGACGACAGCACCACCAACAGCCACCAAACAAACCAGCGUUUCCACCACCACCUCUCGACCACCGCGCAUUUAUUAGCUUCCAAGGCUCCUCCGUUUAACGCACUACCACCUCCAGGGGCAACACAUGAUGGUGUUCUACAAGCCAGUGGCGAGGGUUACAGUGAUCACGCGUUCGGUUCACAACCUAUGGUGGUGGUUACCUACGAAAAUGAAUCCGAUCCAAACAGAUCUGGGAUUAGCGCUGCAAGAAACGAAAAACGUAGCGACUGCGAAGAUCUCAGCGACGGAGGAACACCGUAUAGUUAUAAUAAGAAAUCGAAGGUUGCCGGUUCUUCUUCAGGAAACGGCGGAGAGUAUAGAAAGGAUAGAGAGGAGUGGAGUGACACUGCAAUCGCGUUCCUCUUAGAUGCUUAUCUGGAGAAGUUUAUGCAAUUGAACCGUGGAAAUUUGAGAGUCCGGGAUUGGGAAGAGGUAGCUGCGGUCGUGAGCGAGAGGUGCGAGAAUCAAUCGAAGAGCGUAGAACAGUGCAAGAACAAAGUAGAUAAUUUGAAAAAGAGGUAUAAGCUGGAGAGACACCGAGUUAUGAACAACAAUGGCGGAAACACCACAAGCCACUGGCCUUGGUAUCAGAAAAUGGAACAGAUUGUUGGAAAUUCAUUACCCUUGAAGCCUGCAUUGGAUGAAGACAAGUCUGUAGGAGGAAUCAAUAGCUCAGCUAGACAAUCCAAGAGAUAUACAACUGCAACUUCUAGCCCAAAUAAUCAUCAAAUCACUAACAUGGAGCCAAAAUCAGUCACAAAUCCAAGAUGGCGAAGAGUUGUAUUCAAAAUCAGUGGCUCUGCUUUCACUGGAACUGAUUCUCAAAACAUUGAUCCAAAGGUAGUAAUGCUAAUUGCUAGAGAAGUAUCAAUAGCUUGCCAUAUUGGUAUUGAGGUGGCAAUAGUUGUUGGUGGACGAAAUUUCUUUUGUGGUGACACAUGGGUAACAUCAAAUGGUCUUGAUAGAACUACUGCUUAUCAAAUUGGUAUGAUGGCAACUGUGAUGAACUCGAUUCUACUCCAAUCAACAUUAGAAAAAUUAGGCGUUGUGACACGUGUACAAUCAUCAUUUUGUAUGCCAGAAGUUUCUGAACCUUACAACAAACAAAGAGCAAUUCGACAUUUGGAAAAGGGUAGAGUUGUAAUUUUCGGUGGGAUUGGUGCUGGAACAGGGAAUCCACUUUUCUCUACUGACACAGCUGCAGCUCUUCGAGCAUCAGAAAUUCAUGCUGACGUGGUAAUUAAAGGUAGUAGCUUACAUGGCAUUUACGAUUGUGCCAUUGGUGAGAGUGAGUAUGAGCACAUUUCUUUUAGGGAGUUUGCUUCUAGAGGUGUGGCUUUAAUGGACAUGAUGGCUGUGACAUUUUGUCAAGAGAAUGGGAUUCCUGUUGUGAUGUUUAAUCUUGAUGAGGUUGGAAAUAUAUCAAGAGCGUUAUGUGGGGAACAUAUUGGUAUGUUAAUUGACUUAAAUGGAAGAGUUGGUUAAAUAUUGGUUUCAUUAGAGGUGGUGGUAGUUCUGUAAAUUACUUAGAUGUAGAGGGGCCUAAAAUGGCGUGUUGUUGUAGCAUUGUGUCACCAUUUUGGGGAAUGCAAUGAAAGAAUAGAAUCUAAUUUAAUGUUGAGAUGACAAAUUUGCCCA
Lactuca sativa (garden lettuce) is the source of this 1921-nucleotide messenger RNA. RefSeq lists its product as uncharacterized. Gene Ontology annotation, cellular component: cytoplasm. The record is from RefSeq and is a predicted model, not a curated record. Gene Ontology annotation, molecular function: UMP kinase activity. Gene Ontology annotation, biological process: UDP biosynthetic process. Lineage: Eukaryota; Viridiplantae; Streptophyta; Magnoliopsida; Asterales; Asteraceae.